AUGCUCCCGGCUCAGGAGGCUGCCAAAAUCUACCACACCAACUAUGUGCGUAACGCCCGGGCUGUGGGUGUGCUGUGGCAGGUUUUCACCAUCACAUUUGCUGUCAUUACUGUGGUGGUCUUCAUCCAGCCCUACUGGAUCGGGGACAGUGUACAUACCCCGCAGGCUGGAUACUUCGGCCUCUUUCAUUACUGCAUCGGGAACGCACUCACUUCAGAGCUCACCUGCAAAGGUAGUGCCCUGGACUUCGGCUCCAUCCCAUCAGGGGCUUUCAAGACGGCUAUGUUCUUCGUCGGGAUCUCCAUGUUGCUGGUGGUGGGCAGCAUCGUCUGCUUCAGCCUCUUCUUUUUCUGCAACGCUGGCAGUGUCUACAAGAUCUGCGCCUGGAUGCAGCUGGCCUCUUGUGAGCUUCAGGGUGACACAAGUUUGUUGCUGUGCAAGUGAUUAUUAUUAUGUGAGACAACAGACAAUUGAAUUUCCCUUCGGGGAUUAAUAAAGUUCUUAUCUUAUUUUAUCUUAAUCCUACAGUUUUACGUAUUUUACGAAUCUUUAACAUAUACUCCAUAAAGCAAUUUCAAAAUAGACUACCUACAAAACAGAUUAAUAUGAACUAAAUUUUCCCAAGUUAAAGGUAGAUGUCAGGAUAUGCUAUAUCUUAUUAUCAUGUAUGUAUACCCAUCAUAUAUAACUUAAUGUAGGGGCAAUCAUACACCACACCUAACCUUUAUCACAAUGCCAAAUCCUGCCUCUAACAAAUGUAAGUUUUGAAAUGGUAAAACCAGUCAGAUCAGCUUUUAAUCCUAUGUGGAAAUCUGUUAGUAAAACAAUCAAGUUUCCUUAUUAAAAAAAAAAGUCAUCUGAGAUGGAUGCAAUGCCCUGCAAUGACUGUAUGUGUGUAAUACAAAAUGACACCUACUAUUAAUUUAAGCACACACACUGGCUGAAGGUGUUAGGGGCAUGAGGAAUGAGGGGAGAAAGUGUAACGGCACACCGUCAUCCUUUCACUGGCAGCUACAUCUGUUCUGAAGCAGCUUCAGGUUUCAAAACAGAUUCAGGUUUCAUUUGUGUGUGAAAGGAAAGUGAUAUGCUGGUAUGAAAACACUGGCACUGAAAGUCAUCCUUGAACUUGGGCCCAUACAGAUGUCUUUGUCCGUCUACAAAUGUUACACCAAAAUGCUCUACUUUGCCUCACAUGUUUAAUCUGUAUUUCCAAGAGUCCUGAGACCUGGUAUCAGAUGUUAAGCUUUUAAUUACCAUUGUGUCCCUUUUUACGACAACACCAAGUUUAGUACUGAGCUCAAAAGGACCCUUUAAUGUAGGUCUUUACAGCAACAAAACCCUUUUUUAAAGAGGGAAUACUCCACUUUGUUAAAAUACUCUGUCUCAGUUAAAUAAAGUUGAUGUUAGCUUUGAAGGGUUGAUAAUAUAGUCCUAUUUUUGGGCGAUGUCACAUUUAAGUGCCUGGUGUGCAAUUAAGAGAAGCUGGAGUUUAAAAAUCUCUUUGAAGAAUGAAGCAACUCGAAAGUGAGAACGAUAUAAAGGUUAGCAGGUUAUAAAGGCAUAGAAAGUGAAAGUGGGUGACUUAGCCUGUAAGCUUAUGUUUCUUCUGGUCACCUGAUAGUUCAGAGGUCUUCACAUGCUGAUGAAGCUUUCUGUCUAAAAUCAAUAAUGCAUGAAUAAGUUAAUCUUUCUGGAUGCUCUGCUGUUGCUAAGCAACCCUUGAGCGCGUGUGUGUGUGUGUGUGUGUGUACCUGAAAAGCAGAAAGGAUGUGUUAGAUUUCUCUUGUGACUUCUCCAUCUCGUUGUUUAUUGUUGCAGUUGCAAAGGCGAGGGAACUGGCCUGUGAUAUUGCACCACAAGAGCAGCAAAGCACUUUUUAAUAUUACCUCAGCUGUCAUUGUAUAAAAAGCACGUAUCUAUGAAGUUCACAGAUUGUCCAUGUUGAAAUUCUCAGUCAGCCCCUUCCCCUCUGUCAGGUACUUGCAUGGUGAUCGGCUGUAUGAUUUACCCUGACGGGUGGGACUCAGACGAGGUGAAGCGCAUGUGCGGCCAGCGGACUGACAAAUACACCCUGGGCAACUGCACAGUGCGCUGGGCCUACAUCCUGGCCAUCAUCAGCAUCAUGGACUCACUUAUCCUUUCCUUCCUGGCCUUCAGUCUGGGCAGCCGGCAAGACAAGCUGCUACCUGAGGACUUCCAGGUGGAGGGGAAAGGUAAGAGAGGGAAGGAAGGAGGGAAAAAAUGAUAGGGUGGGAUGGGAGGAGAAAAAUCUGAAAAUAAAUAAAUAAAAGGAUUAACUGGAGAAAAUAAAAAGAUUCAGUCCACCACUUUGAUCCAGACUGAACUAUCAAGACAAAUACUGAAUGAACUUUCAAGAAAUAAUUAUAUUUUACAGAUAUUCAUGGCUUCCAGGGGAGGAAUCUAUUUUGUUAUCCUUACCCCCCAGUUGUUCCACAAUUGGAUCAAUAUUUGUUAUUUAAGAUGAAAUAUGGAUAGCCAUUCAUUCUUGCUCUCAAGAUAGGCGGGUGCAUAUAUAUAUAUAAAAAAAAACACCUAACCCUAAAAAAAAUUCUAACAAAAGGUUUCUAUGCAGUUUUUUAUAGUUUUAGAUGUUCUUAAUAACAUACUAAAAGUUUACCAAAGUUUGACCACUAGAAAGGUGUCAUUUUCAAGAUGGCGUUCAUGAUGGGUAGGAAGCCCAGGGGAGACACCCCAGGUGAAUAAGGUAAAUUUUUUCUCUAAUAGAUAUCACCAUGAAACUUUCCAAGUUUAUAACUUAGAUCAAGAAAAAUAUUUUUUGUAUUACAAGUUUUGUCGAAUGUUAUGUAUGCAUAUGUAAAUGAAGCAAUAUCUAAUAAAAUAUACACCCAUUUGUUAUUGGGUUAGGGUUAAAAUCACUGUCCAGGACCUUUCAAGGAGCACGUUUCUGACCAUUUGGGGUCAAUUGAUAUAAAAAAAGUAGGAAAAAUGUCAAUUUUUUUCAAGUGUUAGGGUUACGUUGGGCUAAUGUUGUAGUAUUUUGGUUAGGGUUAAGGGUUGGGGUUAAAAUUACUGUCCAGGACCUUUUAAGAAACAUGUGUCAGACCAUUGGGAGUCAAUUGGUACAAAAAAAUAGGAAAAAUGUCAAAAUUUAUGUGAUUUUAACCCUAACCCAGUAACAAAUUAGUGCAUAUUUAAUUAGAUAUUGCCUCAUUUACAUAUUCAUACAUAACAAAACUUGUCUUGAUUGUAUGAAACUUUAAAGUAGGAUGGUUCAUGAACAAAUAGUAAUAAAUAUCAGAAGCAUGUCCAACAAAACAACUAUUUUUAUAAUAAUAAGGAUACUUGGGACCCUUUCUUAAAACUUUGAUGAGAUAGUAGAUAAGGGAGACUUAAAGGUUGUGAUGAAAUACAAAACUUCAGCAAAAACUGUUUGAAAAAUAAAUACUCAUUUGAAAGCUACUCUUGGCACCCCAUUAGGACAGAGUUUGUACAAUAAAUCCCAUUAAGAGCAUUGGUCAUUUGAAUUACAUCAUCUUAUCAAGUCUGCAUCUAGCUUAGGUUACCUUUGAAAUUACAGGAUAAGAGUAAAAUGAAUUAGCUGAUCCUAGUGAAAAAAAGGGGUUUUCCAAAUAUGGUUCAUUCCCAUUCAAGUGAAACCUUUUGAGCAGCCGGGCUAUGACAUUUCAUACAAUUACCCAUGACCUUUGCACCAAGCCAAUAAUUAGAUUUUUCCAAUACUAACAGUUGCACCAAAUGCCAAAAUAAGCAUUACCUCUAUACAACAUCAUUCUUUCACUGCGUGUAUGUUUGCAGACAACAAAGCACCACAGACUUUUGUAGAAAAGAUGCUCUUAACUAAUAAUUAUACUUGUUUAUUUUUUCCUAUUCCUACAGAUAACGCUUAGGCUCCCUGUGGAUAGGAGAGGACUGAACUGACAAGACCUCACCAGGAAUACCACUGACUUAGGUGCUUCAAAUACUUCGAGCUGGUUAAUUGCAAUCUAAAAAUAACCUUCCAAAAGAGGCUCAUUCAGUCUCUCGGAGAUUGUAAUGCUUCAGCAGACUUUAAAACACAUAGAGCUGCUUUGAACUGCCAUCUCAAACUCAAGAGUCCUUGAUUAGAUAACUGCAUCUGCAUUUUGGACCGAAAAGAGUGAAUGAACUGCCAGUGAUGACAGUUAUUAGAAAGAAUCAAUACAGAGCAGUUUGUUCCUGAUGUUUUUGAAAUAAGAUGUGUAAAUAAAGAUGUUUUUAACCAACAGUAUUUUUUGUCUUUAUAAAAAAGAAAAAAACAGGGGUUCAUUAUUAGACAUAACAAAAAUCAUUUUUAUAAGCACAGAUUCAUAUGUGUGCGGAACUGAAACAC
This is a messenger RNA of Xyrichtys novacula (pearly razorfish), 4348 nucleotides long. Lineage: Eukaryota; Metazoa; Chordata; Actinopteri; Labriformes; Labridae. The record is from the annotation of a GenBank genome assembly.